GGAAUUGGUGCCCUCUGCUUUGCAUUUCCCAUUUCUUUAGAGAGAGAGAGAGAGAGAGAGAGAGAGAGAGAGAGAGAGAGAGAGAGAGAGGAGCAAUGGCAAUAGGGUUGGACACAGCGAUAGAGGAUGUUGCAUCCAGGGCAGUCAGCGAGCUUGUCCAAUUUGUAGCAAAACAUAUGGAUCUGGUUGUUGGUAUAGAUUCAGAGAUAAUCGAUCUGACCUCCGAUAUCGAAACGUUUAACGCCAGGUUGGUGGAUGCUUCCAAGACCCCCAGGGCCAAUGACCUCCAAGUUAUGAAAGUAAUUGUGAAGAAGUUCCGAUUUGUGGUGGAUGAAGCAAAGGAUGCGAUUGACAAGUACUUCGCUGAGAAGAAAAACCACGAAGACAAGACCUUCACAAAAUGUUUCGAUAAACUUCCACAUUAUUGGUCGGUGAAUGCCUUUGCCAGUGAGAUCCAGUCCAUUAGGGCGAAGGUCAACGCAAUUAUCCAAAACCACGAAAGAGACCUCCUGUUCAUCAUGCAGUGCCCAAACAGUGGACAAAACAAUCACCAAUUCCGUUUCCAGACCCGGCCAGUGUUGGAAAAAGUAGAGGUUGUUGGCUUUGAUGGUGAUUUAAAAACCAUAAAGGCUGUCAUUAUUGAAGCAUCUGAUAAAUUUAAUGUUAUUCCAAUUGUGGGGAUGGCUGGAACUGGAAAAACUACAUUUGCUGCAAAACUUUUUGAUGACCUGGACAUUAAAAGCAAGUUUGCCCUUUGCGUUUGGGUUCACGUUUCACAAGGUUUUGAUAGAAAACAAAAACUCAUUGACAUCCUACAUCAAAUUAAAAAUUGUACAGAUGACUAUAGUACAAAAUCUGGAGAUCGAUUGAGAGAUGAAAUAAAGAAACUUUUAAACGAUCAAAAGUACUUUGUUGUGUUGGAUGAUGUAUGGGAAAGAGAAGAUUGGAAAUCUUUAAAUGAAGCCUUCCCUAAAAACUCGAAAGGAAGUCGAGUCCUAGUGACCACUCGAUCCAUGGUCGUGAUUGAUUCCCAAGAAUGGAAACAUCAUACUUUAACAAAGUUAACCCCGGAUGACAGUUGGGAUCUCUUGAAAGAGAAUGUUUUUGGUAAAGAGGGAUGCGAUACUCGGUUAUUUAAGGAAUAUGGGAAAGAGAUAGCAAAUAAAUGCAAUGGGCUACCACUUGCUAUAAGAGUGAUAGCCGGCAUCCUAUCUAAUAGUAGAAGUAUUGCUGAUUGGGAACGAAUAGCUAAAAAUCCUUUUCUAGAAAUUAAUCGGGAAGACCAAAGCUACCAUGAGCUAAUAAUGUUGAGUUAUGAACAUUUGCCUAAUGAGAAGUUAAAAAAUUGCUUCUUAUAUUUUGCAUCGUUUCCCAUGGGAUAUGUGAUUGCUGUUUGGAAGUUGAUUCGUUUGUGGAUUGUUGAAGAAUUCAUUCCAACAAUUGAUGAGUGGGGAUAUCCUUUAGACAUGGAAGUUGAAGCUCAGAAAUAUUUGAAUGUUCUCAUGGAUAGGAAUCUUGUGAUAGUGAUGAAAAGGAGAGUGAAUGGUCAAAUCAAAACAUGCCGCAUCCAUGACGCAUUGCAUGAGUUCUGCAAAAGUGAGGCAGCAAAGAAAAAUCUGUUCCGCGUAAUGGAUGAUGGACAAAGAUUAGAUGCAAAUACUGUUUCAUCUCGUCGUCUUUGUUUCUACUCCCCUACUGUGUCUACAAACAGAUUUGGUGCAAAAAGUAGUAAUAAUCCAUCUUCUUCCUUCUUGAGUUGCUACAACAAAAAGAGAGGAACAUGUCCAUCCGGUGAGCGUGUAUAUACUUUGUUGUUAUCUUCCAUACAAAAAGAUGAGAUUCAAUUGGAAGGUGAGACCGAAUCAGUACUGCCUUAUAAUAAGACCACCCACUUAUUCACAAAAGGCAAAUUCUUUCGUCGAAGGGACUCCUACACCCAGGUCCGACAGAACUUGUUGACUGCGAUAUGGCCGAUACCAAACACCUUCCCACUUCUUAGGGUGUUAGAUAUUGAAUCCCUCAAGCUGAAGUCUGUGCCUGAUGAGCUCUAUGACUUGAAUCUUCUGAGGUAUCUAGCUAUCACGGUUGACAUUGAUCUCCUGCCCAAGCAAUUCAGAAGGCUUCGUGACUUGGAGACUCUUGUAUUUAGAACCACGAAACAUACACUACAAAUUGAGGGAGGUAUAUGGAACAUGAAAAAGUUAAGGCAUGUGCACACCAACACUUCUACUCAGUUGCCCUCUCCUCCCAAAAACUACAGCUUAGAAAACUUAGACAUCCGCACACUUUGUUCCAUAUCACCGGCAUGUUGCAAGGAAGAGAUUAUCAGCAAGACCACCAAACUCCAAACAUUGAAUAUUAGUGGGAAUUUAGAAGAGCUUUUGGAGGAAAAGCAACCAGGAACUUCUUUGUUCAAAAAUCUUCAAAUGCUUGAUUGCCUUGAAAACUUGAAACUCCAUGGCCUGUCCAACAAAGAGUUAACGAUGCCGCAUGACAAGUUUCCACUCAAGAUCAGAAAUUUGACUCUAUCUAAUACAUUGUUUAAGUGGGAUGAUAUGAGUAAAUUGACAUCACUGGACAAGCUUGAGAUGCUGAAGUUGGAAGAAAAUUGUUGCAAGGGGGAACGUUGGGAUCUAAACAGAGAAGUUGUUUUCAAACAACUCCAGUAUUUGCGGAUUGGGAGGACAAACUUAGUAACUUGGAAAGUUGUUGAAAAAAACUUUCCUGCUUUAGAACGUCUGGUCCUCAGGAAUUGCACUGCACUACAAGAAAUCCCAGCUGCCUUUGCCAAGGUAUACAGCCUUAAAGUGAUGGAACUGUUUCGCGUGAGUAAUAGUGCAGCUAAAUCUGCAAAAGAGCUUCAUGACCGACUACUAAGUGAAAACAAAGAAGUCAAAAGCAGCACCGGGUCCAAUUCCAAGCAUUCUGACCAACUGCAAAGCCAUGAAAAUGAAGAAGUCAAAAGCAACACCGGAUCCAAUCCCAAGCUUCCUGACCAACUGCAAAGCCAUGACAACGAAAAAGUCAAAAGCACCAUGGUAUCUGAUCCGCCUCCUGACCAACUGCAAAGCCAUGAAAAUGAAAAAGUCAAAAGCCGCAGGGUAUUCAAUCUCGUCAUCAACUCUGUUUCCUCACAAAUUGCAGCUGCAGGGGCUGACAUAGUGGGUUUUGAUGAUGAGGUGAAAAUUGUGAAGGAUCGUCUUAGAGGAGGGUCAAAGAAUUUAAUAAUCAUCUCAAUUGUGGGGUUAUUAGGACUUGGCAAAACUACAUUAGCUACAAUGUUGUUUAAUGAUUAUGAGCUUCAGUGUGAAUUCUUCACUCGUAUUCAGCUUGAUAUUCCAGAAGCUUUUAAUGUCAAAAAGGUAUUCAUUGACAUUUUACGUGAGUUAACUGAUAAAGUCGACAAAUAUAAUACCAUGCCUGAGGAGAAAUUGGCUUGCAAAAUAAAAGAAUUUUUGGAAGGUCAGAAGUAUUUUAUUGUAAUAGAUAAUAUACGAACAACUGAAGAAUGGGACUCUCUGAAACCUGCUUUUCCUGACAAUAUUAGAGGCAGUAGAAUCUUGGUAACCACUCGACACUAUGAAGUGGGUUUUUGUGUUGAUUCUGCCUGUAAUCCUCACCGCCUCAAAUUUUUGACGGAUGAAAAAUCCCUGCAGUUAUUAGAGAAGAAUGUUUUACAAGGAACCCUGAAGGAUUCUGAUAAAGAAAAAUGUUCUAAGUUGUUCAAAGUUCAUGGUAGGAACAUAUCAACAAAAUGCAAAGGAAUACCAUCUGUAGUGAAGCUGAUAGCCAAUGUCCUUAAAAAAAAAGAGACAUCUGAGGUCGAGUGGGAACAAAUAGCAGAAGACCCUUGGGCAAUUUUUGGUCACUUGGAUGAAAAUUACAAUAAUCCACUCGCACAAUUCAUUUUUGAUGAAAUGGAUUUGGAGUUGAAGGAUUGCUUUCUAUACCUUGCAGCUUUCCCUGAAGGACAUGAGAUUACUGCCUGGAAACUGAUUUGGUUGUGGAUAGCUGAAGGGCUGUUUCUGGUAGAGGAUGAGAAAUACUUAAAUAAUCUUGUUGACAUGAAUCUUCUAAAGGUGAUGAAAAGAAGAGCGGAUGGCCAAAUCAAAACAUGUUGCAUUGGUCCCAGGUUGCAUCAGCUUUGCAAAAUUGAUGCCGCCAAUAAGAAUCCUGAUGCUGCCAAUAAGAACCCCGAUGCUGCCAAUAAGAACCCUGAUGCUGCCGCCAAUAAGAACCCCGAUGCUGCCAAUAAGAACCCUGAUGCUGCCGCCAAUAAGAACCCUGAUGCUGCCAAUGAGAAUCCUGAUGCUGCCAAUAAGAACCCUGAUGCUGCCGCCAAUAAGAACCCUGAUGCUGCCAAUGAGAAUCCUGAUGCUGGCAAUAAGAAUCCUGUUCACGAAAAGGAUGGAAGUGAAUCAAGUGAUAAGCCUGCAGAGGUAAACAAAAUUGAUUGCCGUCGCAUAUGCAUCAAAUCCUCUGUUCUGAACUUCAUACAAUCAGAAAUGAAAUCAGCUAGUAAACAUGUUGAUUCUUUCUUAUGUUUUUGCUCCGAAGAGAUAUCAAAUAUUGAGCUGUUGGCAACCAUUCCAAAAUCCUUUCCUGCUCUUAGGGUCGUGGAUAUUGAAUCCCUCAAACUCAAAUCACUGCCCGAAGAACUGUAUCACCUCUAUCAUCUCAGGUACCUUGCAGUAUCUACUGAUGGCAUGCAACGCCUUCCCCAGGACUUCAAUAAAUUUGAGAACAUGCAGACACUUGUGUUCAAUACCUCACAGUCACAGGGUGAUAGUCUUGAAGUUGAGGCAGAUAUAUGGAGCUUGACUAAAUUAAGGCAUGUGCGCACUAACACUUGUAUGCAGUUGCCUCUUCCUUCAAGCAACACUGGAAGUACAGGCAUACGAGCACUUUCUUUCAUCUCGCCUUCAAGCUGCACUGCAGAGAUUUUAGGCAAGACACCAUAUCUUCAAAAGUUGGGAAUUCGUGGAAAUAUAGUUGAGCUUAUACAUAUGGCGGAGAGCAAGGAAGGAAGGAAUUCCCCCUUGUUCGAAAAUCUUGGAAAGUUAAGUAGGCUUGACAAUCUGAAGCUGCUGAAUAAUGGUGGGCGGCCUGGCGAACUGCAGAGUGUUCCUCAGCACGUCAUGUUUCCACAAAGUCUAAGAAAGCUGACAUUGUCAAACAUGUGGUUGGAGUGGAAGGACAUGCGUAUACUAGGGGCACUGAAUAAGUUAGAGGUCCUCAAAUUAAAGGAACAUGCAUUCAUGGGGGAGUAUUGGGAACUCAACACUGUUUUCAAACAGCUCCGAUUCUUGAUGAUUGGAAGGACUGAUUUAGUAGUGUGGAAAACUUCCGCCAGUUGCUUUCCGAAGUUAGAAAAGCUCAUCCUUAAGGACUGCACUCACCUCAGUGAAAUCCCACCCAACUUUGCUGUGAUACCCAACUUUAAGCAGAUGGAAUUAUAUGGCACAAAUGAAGGGGCUGCAAAUUCGGCUGAGAAGAUACAAGAGGAACAAUACAAGCAGGGAACCUAUCAGUUUAAGCUCUUGAUCGGUCCUCCCCAUAAUCCAGAAGAGGCGUGUUCGUCCAGUACCAGUAGUGUAGUGUUGCUUUCAGAAAUAAAAAGGUCAAAUUAAAGUUGAUGCUGCAUAUGUGUUAAAAGAUUUAUGGUUGAAUUCCCAAGCAUGGAGUGGCUGGCUCUAUUCAUGCUGGAGCAGAAGACGUGUUUGCUAUUUCAUAUUGUACUCAGAUUGUUACGUUUCUGGACAAUCGUGAUAAGACUUUGAGUUUUGGCGUUGCAGUACUCAACUCUCAAUUGCUGUUUUCUUUAGUUGUAUUGGCAGUUUCGAAUUUGGUUGUGCUAGUAAUUGACUCAUUUUGGUGAUUGUGAAACAACUAAAUAACAAAACUCCUUUGGCAUUUCA
Ipomoea nil (Japanese morning glory) is the source of this 5918-nucleotide messenger RNA. RefSeq lists its product as uncharacterized. Bases 96 to 5630 code for a protein of 1844 amino acids. The record is from RefSeq and is a predicted model, not a curated record. Gene Ontology annotation, molecular function: ADP binding. The transcript is spliced from 6 exons. NCBI's taxonomy places the organism in Eukaryota, Viridiplantae, Streptophyta, Magnoliopsida, Solanales, Convolvulaceae. Gene Ontology annotation, biological process: defense response to other organism.